Messenger RNA from Fukomys damarensis (Damara mole-rat), 12005 nucleotides. Its product is annotated as zinc finger protein 512. Gene Ontology annotation, cellular component: mitochondrion; nucleoplasm; cytosol. The transcript is spliced from 22 exons. Gene Ontology annotation, biological process: negative regulation of glucokinase activity; glucose homeostasis; response to fructose. Gene Ontology annotation, molecular function: zinc ion binding; fructose-6-phosphate binding; enzyme inhibitor activity. The record is from RefSeq and is a predicted model, not a curated record. Lineage: Eukaryota; Metazoa; Chordata; Mammalia; Rodentia; Bathyergidae. Bases 996 to 11216 code for a protein of 3406 amino acids.
UGUGGAGAGGAUCGAGUGAGACGAUUUGCCGAAAGACCUUUAUAAAUCCUAACAGUACUGUGUGAGCGAGUGUUUGUUAUUGGUUAACUCCGACUUGUUAGUUGCUUCAUUCAUUCAAUAAGCAUAUAGGUGUUUAAAUUAUUUCAUUCCUUCGGCUGAGUAUGAAAUCUGGAGAAUUUGAGUGUCUUAGUUCUGCCAGCUGUGUGAUCUUGAGCAAUAAUUUAACUUCUCUGUGUCAUUUCAUGGGCUGUAAAGUGGGGGGGGGGUCGAUACCGACCUCACAGUGUUGAAGGAGCAGGGAAGAAACCACAGAUGAAAAGUGCACAGCUCAGUGUGAAUAAAUGAUGGCUAACAUUGUAUUUAGGGCAGAUUCCUUGGUUCUCAUGCUCACUGCAGCAUUUCUAUUUCUGUGGCAGUUUCUCCUGUGAUACCCGGUUUAGUACUGGCACACCUGGGCUCUGAAGCUUCUGUUCCCCUCUGAGAAGAGAGGGUGAAAUGGGCUAGUGGGACAGGGAGGACAGUGUGUGCUGAGCACGUGAUCAAGCAGUGGCCAGGGUCAUCUGACUUCUGCUGACCCCGGGACCCUGACCUCUGGCCUCCUGGGGCAUCCUGGUCCCAGAGCACUCUUGCCCGGAGAUUCUCUCCGGCGUGGGUGUUGUCCUGACCUGCCAGGCUUUCCAGAGGCAAGGGCACUGUGCCGAAAGGGCAAGCGCAAUGAGUCUCCAGUCUUUCCCUUUGGGGGGCAAACAGAGGCUGGCAAGUUGAGGUGCAGGCAAAGAGGACCGGGGCUCCCCAGACAGCUGGAAGCCUAAUGACCGGGAAAGGAUGGUCCAGGAAGAGGUUCAGGGGGUGGUGCUCGGAGAGGCUAGGGCUCCUAGGUUAAUCAUCUCUGUGGCUCAGAUAAGCCUUUGCCAGCUGGAAGCAGAGUCAUUGUGACCAGAGGGGUUUGUGUGGCUAAAGAGGUAGACAGGACGGCGUGACCACAGCAGGGGACCAUGCCAAGCACAAAACGGUUCCAACAUGUGAUUGAGACCCCCGAGCCUGGCGAGUGGGAGUUGUCUGGGUACGAGGCAGCUGUGCCAAUCACAGAGAAGUCAAAUCCACUGACCCGGGACUUAGACAAAGCAGAUGCUGAGAAAAUCGUUCAGUUGCUGGGGCAGUGUGACGCGGAGAUCUUCCAGGAGGAGGGGCAAGCCAUGCCUGCCUACCAGAGACUGUACAGCGAAUCAGUUCUGACCACCAUGGUGCAAGUGGCUGGGAAAGUGCAGGAAGUGCUGAAGGAGCCAGAUGGGGGGCUGGUGGUGCUGAGUGGAGGGGGCACCUCUGGCCGGAUGGCAUUCCUCAUGUCGGUCUCCUUUAACCAGCUAAUGAAAGGUUUAGGACAAAAGCCUCUUUACACCUACCUCAUUGCCGGAGGUGACAGGUCUGUGGUGGCCUCUAGGGAGGGGAAGGAAGACAGCGCCCUGCACGGGAUUGAGGAGCUGAAGAAGGUGGCUGCUGGGAAGAAGAGGGUCAUCGUCAUUGGCAUCUCGGCGGGCCUCUCUGCGCCCUUUGUGGCAGGCCAGAUGGGCUACUGCAUGGACAACACAGCUGUUUUCUUGCCGGUCCUGGUUGGCUUCAAUCCCGUGAACAUGGCCCGAAAUGACCCCAUUGAAGAUUGGAACUCAACCUUCCGGCAAGUAGCUGAGCAGAUGCAGAAAAUGCAAGAGAAACAGGAAGCGUUUGUGCUAAAUCCUGCGGUUGGGCCCGAGGGUCUCAGCGGCUGCUCCCGGAUGAAAGGCGGAAGUACCACCAAAAUCCUGCUGGAAACCCUGUUAUUGGCAGCCCAUAAGACGGUGGACCGAGGCAUCGAAGCAUCUCCAAGAUGCCUUCUAGAAAUCCUGCGGACAUUUGAGCGGGCUCAUAAGGUGACCUACGGUCAAAGCUCCAAGAUCGCCACCCUGAUGAAACAAGUCAGCACCAGCCUGGAGAAGAAAGGCCGGGUGCACUUGGUUGGCUGGCAGACCCUGGGCAUCAUCGCCAUCAUGGAUGGAGUGGAGUGCAUCCACACCUUUGGCGCUGAUUUCCGAGACAUCCGUGGCUUUCUCAUUGGGGAUCACAGCGACAUGUUUAACCAGAAGGCUGAGCUCACCAAUCAGGGUCCACAGUUCACCUUCUCCCAGGAAGACUUCCUGACUUCCAUCCUGCCCUCCCUCACGGAAAUUGACACUGUCAUCUUCAUUUUCACCCUGGAUGAUAACCUCACAGAAGUGCAGACGCUGGUAGAGCAGGUGAAAGAGAAGACCAGCAACAUCCAGGCCCUGGCGCACAGCACUGUGGGGCAGUCCCUGCCGGCCCCUCUGAAGAAGCUCUUUCCCUCCAUCAUCAAUAUCAUGUGGCCACUGCUUUUCUUCGAAUACGAAGGCAAUUUUGUCCAGAAGUUCCAACGUGAGCUGAGUACCAAGUGGGUCCUGAAUACGGUGAGUACAGGGGCCCAUGUGCUUCUGGGGAAGAUCCUACAGAACCACAUGUUGGACCUCCACAUCAGCAACUCCAAGCUCUUCUGGCGGGCACUGGCCCUGCUGCAGCGGUUCUCUGGACAAUCCAAAGCGCUCUGUAUCGAGAGCCUCCUCCAAGCCAUCCACUUCCCUCAGCCACUGACGGAUGAGAUUCGGGCGGCUCCCAUCUCCAGCCACAUCCGGGUUGCGCUGGCGAAGGAACAGACUUCAAAGCAACAUAAGCUGAAAAGGAUCCGGAAACACACAGAGUCAGAAGAAGACCUCAGGAUGGAAUGGAGCAAAGAUAACCAGUCACAUAUUUCAGAACUUCCUGUGGACUGGACCCAGGAAUAUAUACUCUGGUCAAUGGCCAGGAGUCUUCAACAGAUCUUCCAACACCUGGAAAGUGCAAGAUUAAGUCUUAUGGAACUGGAUUUGCCUGAAUUGCAGGAUGUGACUUCCUCCACCACCUCUCUUCUUGAGGCUCAGGAAGCUGCUCCACCCUGCUGUGUCUGUGAGAAGGCAGCAUAUUCCAGCGAUCACAGCAUCUCUUCUGGAUCAUCAAGCAAUAGCUCCAGCCUGUCUUACCCUUCUGCCUUCUUUGAGGGGACAACUGGGCAAUUUCAGAGCAAUAGUUUGCCUGUUUCCCACAGAAAGCAAACAGCUGUGUUCAGGAACCAAGGCACAUCUCUGUCACCUUUUCAGCUGUCAGAGUCUGAGCACCCAGAACAUCUUCAGAAUUUGGAAGCUCUUUCACACUUACCACCACAUAACUCUUUUAUUGACUCCAUGUUUGAACCCCCAAAUGUUUGCAAACAAGAAAAGAAAACAAAAAAUAAGAGAAGGAGAAGGAAUCAUUUGUUAUUAGAUCAUGGGCCAAAUUCUGUUUUGAAUGAAAGACUACAACUCCCAGGGUGGGCUCUGUCCCGGCUCUCUCCUUUGGCUAGAGGGGAGCUAGAAGGACAUAUGUCUUGGAAGGUUUGUACUUUGCAGGAACAAACAGUGCCUGUGCCUGUGAAGAAAUCAUGGGCAAUGCUGAAUUAUUUGAUUGAAGUACCAGGAGGAGCCCAUGAACUAGAGAACCCCCAGACUCAGUUAUCUACACUCACUCAUCAAAGCACUGAGCAAAAUAUCAACAAUAAGUCCCCAGACCUUCCAUCUGGAUUAAAUAGGACAGAAACAAGAAUUUCCCAGUCACUUAUCUCAAGUACACAAGUGACUGAUAUGCAGUGGACCCCAAAGCUUCCUUAUAAAGUCACAGAUAACAUAAAGAUAACUCCAUUGGCGUUGCUUCAGGUCAUGGAUUCAAUGGGCUUGAUUCCAGAAUCACCUUUACAAGUGAUGGAAUCUGCAGAUUUCUUCCCACAGGCACCAAAUCAAGCUGUAAAGCCAGUGGAAGUCAUGGAGGCAAUGCAUGUAACUCCCAAAGCACCAAAUCAAAUAACUGAAUCAGUGGAAGUGACUCCAAAGACUCAGCAACAAGUUGUGGAACCAAAUAGGAUGGCUUCAAGGCUAAAUCAAGUCGUAGAUAAUGUGAAGAUAACUCCUCUAGCAUUGCUUCAAGUCACGGCUUCUAAAAGAAUGAUUAACGAAUCAUAUCCACGUAUCAUAGAACCACUAGGAAUGACCCCAAGGCCACAAUAUCAAGCCACAGAGUCCAUGAAGCAAGCCAUUAGACCAGGAAAGAUGAGUCCAAUGCCACAACACGCAGUCAUGGAAACUGUGGAAAAGGCCCCAAGGCCAAAACACAAAGUCAUGGAAUCAGUGAGUACGACUUCAGGGUCACACAGUCAAUCCAUGGAACAAGUAAAGAUUGCUGUAGACCUAAUACAUCAAAACUCAGAAUCAUUGGAAAUGACCUCAAUACCAUCACAUCAGGUCAUUGAUUACAUGAAAGUAACUCCAGUGGCACUCUUACAAACGAUGAGUUUCACGGAGAUUCCACCAGCACAGACACAUGAUAUAGAAUCUGGGGGUUUGAGCCCAGGUUCCCAAUCUCAAAUUGCAAAUUUGACCCCAAGGACAACUCAGUCAGAUGUUUUGACUUCUACUAGCUCUUCUACUGCUAUUGCUCCACUAGGCGUUGUAGAAUCUGUGAGUUUACCUCCAGAGUCAACACCAAAAAUGAUGGAAGCAAGGAAGAGUCUAACACCAUCACAUCAAUCCAUACACUCCCUAAAUGUAAACUCAGUAGCACUGGGUUUACCCAUGGUUAUGAUCACAAAACCACAGUCACAAGUCAUAGAAUCUGAGGGUUUGAUCCCUCAGCCAGUAUCUCAAGGCAAGGAAUCCCUGGAAUUGACUUCUGGGUUAAAGAUUCAAGUGCUAGACGCUGAAGGGGUGGCUCCGUCAUAUCAUCAAGGCACAGAGUCUGCAUCAGGACUGCCUCACCAAGUCACAGAUCCUUCAAGGUUGACUCCAAGGCAUCAAAUCCUGGCAAAUUCUGUGAUGAGCCCAAGGCAAAGUCAUAAAGUGAUAGAAGCUACAGGGUUGACUUCUGACACAUGGCUACCGAUGAAGAAAUCUGUACCGUUGACACAAUCACAUCAUCAAAUAAUGGAACCAUUGGAGACAAUCCCAGCAUCACUAGGUCAGGGUAUAGAAUUUACAGGAAUGCUCCAAAAGCCACUGCAUGAAGUCACACAACCCGCAGUAAUGACUACUCCAUCUGUGCUUCAAGGUGUAAAAUAUAUGGGGGCAAAGCCAAUACCACAACUUAAGCUUACAGAUUCUACAGAAUUAUCCCCUGGAUUGCCAAAUGUAAAAUCUAAAAACCUGAUCCUGGAACCAGCGUUGCAAAGUAUGAACUCUGUAGACACAACCACAGGUUUAGACCCACAAAUGGUAAAUUAUAAACAACCAAUCCCAAGUGUGAAAUCUAUAGACUUGGUCCCCAAGGUUCAAUGGCAGAGUGUAAAAUCUGAGGAGUUAGCUCCCAUACCACAGCUGCAAAGUAGAAAAUCUAUGGAUUUGAUCCCCAGUUCACAGUUUCAAGGCGUACAACGUGUUCAUUUGGCUCUACCCCCAGAGUGUCAAGAUAUAAAAAUGGCACAGGUGACCCUAAGACCACCACUAGAAGAAUCAAAAUCUGUGGAGUUGGCCCCAAAGCCAUGGUUACAAAACACCAGCCUGGAGGAGGUAGCCCCAGUACUAUUGCUUAAAGACAUGAAAACUCCUCAAAUGAUAGAAUGUAGGAGCUCAACUCCUCAGACACAAGUGCAAAGCAUGAAAUUAGGGGAACUGAUCACAGGCACACACCUUCAACCAAUAAAAUGUGUAGAGUUGAACCCUGAUCAAAAUCACCAUGCCACAGAACCUGAAGGACUGACCCCAUGGAAUCAUGACUCAGAAUCUUUAGGGAUGAUCUCAGAGUUAGAAUAUCAAGGAACAGUAGCCAAACUGACCGGUGAUACUUGUCACCAAGUGGAGGAAUCUGUUGGGAUGACACAAUCAUCUUUAGGAAUUACCACAGUUCCAUUGGGCCAAACUACAAAAUCUAUAGAGACGAGCCCAUCGUCACUCCAAGACACUACUGGGACUAUGUUCCCACCUGUAAAAGUGGUAAUGACUCCAGAAUUACAACGCACAAUAGAAGAAUCUCUGAAUUUGAUACCCAGAUCAGAGGUACAAAGUGUGAAAUCAGAUGUAUUGACCCCAGGGCCACAGCUCCAGGGAGUAAAAUCUAGGCAGACUGAUCCAGAAUCACAUUUGCAAGAUGUGAAAUGUGUGAAUUUAAUACCACAGUCAAGGAGAGGAGGGGUAGAAUCUGAGAGGCCAAAACCAGAAGCAAUGGUACAAAGUGUUUUAUUGAAAGAAUUGACUAAAGGAGCAGAACUCCAAAGUGUGACAUCUGUAGAUUUAAAUCUAGACCCAGGGAAAUCAAGUGUCAAAUCUUCUGGAUUGACUCCAGGGCCACAAUUGCAAAGUGUCAGAUUUUCAAAAUUAUCUGUAGGGUCACUUCAAGGAGAAAAACCUGUGGAUUUAAUCUCAGGGCCUCCACAUGAUGGUGUGGUACCUGAUGAAAGGACUCCAAGUUCUCCAAUUCAAGAAAUCAAAUUGUUAGACUUUAUCCCAGGGUCCAAAUAUCCAAGUGUCAAAUCUGCACAGUUGACUCCAGUGGACCUAACCUCAGGACCAUGCUUGCAAGACGUAAAAGUUUCAGAUUUGAUUUUAGAGCCAAAGCAUUCAGGUUUGAAACCAGGAGCUCAGCUUCAAGAUACAAAGUCUGUAAAGUUUGUAACAGAAUCUUCUUUGCAGUUAAACCAAGGACUACAAGUUGAAGACAAGAAAUCUGUGCUCUCUACUGAAGGAUCACAUUUUCACAGCAUCAAACCUAUGAUACUGACCUCAGAACUACAAUUUCAAGACAUGAAAUCUGAAGAAGUAAACCAAGGGCAGAAAGAUACCAACUUUUCUAAGCUAGUUUUAGGCCCAAAGCUUCAAGAUGUCACAUUAGGGGAGCAAACUCAUGAUGUGAAUUCUGUAGUGGUGACUCCGGAGUUAGGACAGCAUGAUUCCAAAUUAGCCAAGAUGUCCUUUGGUUUUCAAGAUAUGAAACAAGUAGGGCUUCACCAAGGGCCGUGGCUACAAGAUGUUAAAAUUUUUAAUUUAAUACCAGGAACUCAGCCUCCAAGUAUGAAGUCUUCAGAGUUAAGCUCAGGGCCACCGCUGCAAUGUAGAAAAAUUUUAGAGCUGACCUCACAGCCAGAGAGGCAAGGGGUUAAACCACAGUUAUUAGUACCAGAAUCACGGUUUCAAGAUGUAAAAUAUGUAACAGCUAACCAAGUACCCAGCUUUGAAGGUGACAUUUCUUAUAAGUUAGUCUCAGAGCCACGGUUACCAAACGUAGAAUCUAUGGAGUCGAAGAUGGGGACACAGUUACCAUGUGCAACCUGUUCUGAGUCGACCAGAGGGCAACAGUCGCAAGGUAUGAAAUAUUCUGAAUUGAUCCAAGAGCCACAGCUGGAAGAUAUAAAACCUGGGGAGCAGAUCCCAGUCUCAUGGUUUCAAGGUUUAAAAUCUGGGAAGCUGAUCUCAGAACCACAGCCAGAAGAUAACACAUCUGUGGAGUUAAUCCUAAGGGCACAUUUGGGAGGUAUGAAAUCUAAGAAGUUAACACCAAAGCGAGAGCCAGGAGAAGUCAAAUCUAUGGUGUUAAGCCCAGGGCCACAGACCAGAGGCAUAAAGGCUGGGGACCUGGCCCCAGGUUCAGAGCUUCAGGGUUUAAAAUCUGAGUUGAUUCCUUUAGGAUCACAGUUGAAUGAUAAGAAAUCUGUGGUCUUAACUCCAGGACCAUGUCCAGAAGGUAUGAAAUCUACGGAGUUAACCUCCAGUCCCCAGCUAAAAGUUUCAAAAUCUGUGGAGGUGACUCCAGGUUCAAGAAUUCAAGAUUUGAAAACUGAAGAGUUAGUCCCGGGUACCAAGGUUCAAGAUAUGAAAGUUAUGGAACUGAAACUUGGGCCAAAGAUGCAAGGUGGGGAUUCUGUGGCUUUUCCAUCAGAUCCAUUGGUUCAGUUUGUUAAAUCCAAGGAAGUUCUUCAAAGGCCUCAACUGCAAAGUAUGAAACCUGAGGAACUGAUUUCAGAGCCACAAAUGCAAGAUAUGAAACUCGUGACUAUUACUCCAUUAAUUAAACUGCAAAACUUAAAAUCUGUGAAGGAUACUCCAGGUUCACAGCUGCACUGUGAAAAAUCUGUGAAGUUGGCCCCAAGGCCGAAGAGGCAGGAGGCAAAAUCUGUGAGUGUUACCAGAAGGCAACAGUUUCAAGGAAUAAAAUCUGUGGAUUUAGACCCAAAGCAACGAUUUCAAGGGGUGACACCAGUGAGUUUAACUCUUGAUCCUGGACAGGAUGGCCAGGUAUUUGUAAACUUACCGGGAUGGAAACAUGUGAAUUUAGAACAACUGACGAAAGGAUUUGAGUCAGACAGUAUAGUGUCUUUGGAGUUAGUUCCAGAGCCCAAAUCAAAAGGUAUGAAAUCUGUACACCUCAAUUCCCAGAUACAGUUGAAAAAUAUGAAACCAUUUGAAUUGGCUCCAGAACCAGAUAUUCAAGAUGUAAGAGCGAAAGCAUUGAAAUAUGAGUCACAGUUGCCAAGUAGAAAACCUCCUAAGUUGACCCCAGGACCACAGCUUCAAGAGAUGAAAACUGUGGAGUUAAUCGGAGAACCACAGACUGGGAGUAUGAAAACUAUUCAGUGGCUAUCACGACCUGAGUUCCAAAGAGUGACCUCCGUAGGGUUAAAUCUUGCAUCAAAAUCUCAAGGUUUUAAACUUGAAGAAUUGAAAUCUUCCACACAAUCAGGAAGAGUGAAGUCAUCUGAACUGACUUUAGGACCUAAACUUCCAGGAACAAAAUCUGCAGAGUUUAAUCCUAAGUCACAGUUACAGUGUGUGAAAACCUCUGAGUGGUUCCCAGGACAAUGGCUACAAAACAGGAAAACUUUGGCAUCAACUUCAGAGCCACAGCUUCAAGGUAUGGAAACUGUGGAAUUAAACAAAGAGCCGCAGGUUGGAAAUAGGAAAUCUCUGCAGUGGAUUCCAGGACCUGAGUUCCAAGGUGUGAAAUCUAUAGCAUUAAAUCUGAAGACGCGAUCUCGACAUAUUAAACCUACAAGGUCGAAAUCUUCCAUACAGCCGGGGAGUAUGAAAUCAUCUAAAUUGACUUUAGGGCCAAAACUUCAAGAUGAAAAAUUUAUGAAAUUUGAUCUUGGGCCACAGGAACAGCGUGGGAAAUCCCCCGAGUUGUUCCCAGGGUCCGAUCGACAAAAAGGGAAACAUUUUGGGUCAACCUCAGAACCACAGCUUCAAGAAAGGAAAUCUGCAGAGAUCUACCAAGGGUCACAGCUUGGAAGUAUGAGGACUAUCGAGUGGAUGCCAGGACCGGAGUUUCAAGUUAUAAAAUCGGUGCUAAGUCUUGGGCCACAAUCUCAAGGUGUCACAGCUCUAGAGUUGAAAGCUUCAAAACAAUUGAGAGAGGUAAAGACAUCUGAAUUGCCUCCAACGUCAAAGCUCCAAUGUAUACAAUCUUUGGCAUCACUCCAGGAAUAUCAGCUUCAUGGGUUCAAACCCAGUGAUUUGAAAUCUGAGCCAGAGUUCAGAAGUAUGAAAUCACAUGACGCGACUUCAAGGCCAAAGCUCUGUGAUGUAAAAUCCAUGGUAUUCAACCCACAGCUUCAUUUGCAAGAUGUGAAAUCUGAGUUGACCCCAGGACUACAGCUACAAGUGAAACCCUUAGAGUCAUCCCCAGGAACACAGCUUCGAUGUACGAAGUCUGUAGUGUUCAUGCAAGAGCCACAGCUUCAAGAAGAGAAAUCCAGGAUAUUAAGCCAACAGCCACAAUUACAAAGUGAUAAAAUUGUAGAGCUCAACUCUCUACUACCCUUGAAAAGUACAAAAUCACCUGAAUUGGCUCUUCAGACAAAGCCUCAAGGUAUGAAAUCUGAGGAGAUCAACUCUGGGCCCCCAUGGCAAAGUACAAAAUGUUCUAAACUGACACCUAAGACAAAGUCCCAAUAUAAAAAAUGUAUUCAGUUAAGCCCCAGCUCACAGUUGAAAGGUACACCAUUUUCUGAUUUGACCAUGGAAAAAAAGAUUCAAGGUGUCAAAUCUACAGACUUCAAACCUCAGCCACAGUCUGAAGGAGUAAAAUCUUCUGAGUCAAUACCUAGGACAAAGCUUCAAGAAACAAAACUGUUGGAAUUCAACUCAGGCCCACAGUUGCAAGAUAUGAAAUCUUCUAGGUUGAUCAUGGGUACAAAGCUUCAAGAUACAAAAUCUAUGGAUUUCAGUUCUGAACCACACUUACAAGGUGAGAAAUCUUCUGAAGUGAUCCUAGGGGAAAAGCUUCAAGGUGUGAAAUAUGUAGAAAUCAAAUCUAGCCCAAAGUUACCAUGUGAUUGCAUCCUGGGGAAGGACUUUCCAGGUAUGAAAUCUGGACAACACUUUAAAAGUAAAAAAGCUUUUGAAGCGGCACCAGGGACAAAACUUCAAGAUUCCAACUUUGGACCACAGAUUCAAAGCCAAAAAUCUUCUGAGUUGGUUCAAGGGACAAAGUUUCAAGAUGUGAAAUCUAUAGAGUUCAACCAUGGUCUAAAGUUACAAGAUACAACAUCGGCUUUAAUACCAAAGACAAAGCUUGAAGGUGGGGAAUCUGCAAAAUUCUACUUGGGCCCCCAGUUGCAAGACGUGAAAUAUUCUAAGCUAAUCCCAGGGACACAGUUUAAACAUAUAAAAUCUAUAGAGUUUCCUUCUAGACCAUAUUUGCAGGGUGCGAAAUCUGUCAUAAUCCCAGAAACAAAGCUUCAAAAAGAAAAAUGUGUGAGAGUUAUGUCUCAGUUACUACAGCAAGAUAUAAAAUCUUUUCAGGUGACUCUAAGUAAGACACAAGAUAGAAAAUCUUUGAGGUCUAACUCUGCUCCACCAUUUCAAAAUAGGAAAUUGUCUAUAUUGAUACCACAAAUAUAUGAUGAAAGUAUGCAAUCUGUGGAAUUCAACCCAAGCAUUGAGUUGCAAGGUGUGAAAUGCGAGUCUAUAAACCAUCCAACAAUGAACUACACAGGGGUCAAUGAUGGCUCCGAAGAAUCCUCUGAGUUGAAACCUACAACAGAGCUUCAAGAUAUAAAAUCUGAGGUGCUCUGCCUUGAACCACAUUUGCAAGGUAUAAACUCUUCUGCACCCAUUCCAGGACCAAAACUUCAGUGUGCAAAUUCUACUGGGUGCAAUCCUGAGCCAUAUUUGUAGGGUGUGGAUUCUUCUGCACACACUCCAGGGUCAAAAUUUCAGUGUGUAAAUUCUACCGGGUGUAACUCUGAGCCACAUUUACAAAGUGUUAAUUCUUCUGCAUGCACUUCAGGGCCAAAACCUGUGUGUAAAUUCUACUGGGUGCAACCCUGACCCAUAUUUACAGGAUGUGACUACUUCUGCCUCUUCUUCAGGGCCAAGACCUCAGUGUGUAAAUUCUACUGGGUGCAACCCUGGGCCAUAUUUGAAGGAUGUAGAUUCCUUUUCAUCCUCUCCUAAGCCAAAACUUCAAUGUAUGACGUCUACUGGGUGCAACCCUGAGCCACAUUUGCAAGGAGUGGAUUCUUUUGCAUGUACUCCAGGGCCAAAACCUCAGUGUGUAAAUUCUGCUGGAUGUAACCCUGGGCCACACUUGCAGGGUGUGAAUUCUUUUACAUCUUUUUUAGGGCCAAAAUCUCAGUGUGUAAAUUCUUCUGGGUGCAACCUUGGGCCACAUUUGUAAGACGUGAAACCUGGAUUAACUCCAGUUUCAAAACUUCAAGGAAUGAAAUCGUGUGAGCUGAAUUCAAGGACAAAAAUUCAAAGCAAUACAUCUAUAAUGGUCAACUCUCAACUAAUCUUUCAAGGUAUGAAAUCUUCGGAGUUAACUCCAGGGGCAACGUUUCAAGGAGUCCAAUUUUUGGAGAGCCAGCUUCAGUGGAAGCAGUAAGUUGCACAACCUGUGCUCACUUUAGGGCCGCCACUAAAUGGUGUGAAAUCUGUGGUAGUUUUACCAGAUCCACUGCUUAA